Molecule: messenger RNA, 1834 nt
Organism: Ceraceosorus guamensis
Lineage: Eukaryota; Fungi; Basidiomycota; Exobasidiomycetes; Ceraceosorales; Ceraceosoraceae
Exons: 3
Coding region: 132-1658 (508 amino acids)
Source: RefSeq, a predicted model, not a curated record
CACCCACCUGUGCUUGCCGUUUCUCGCACUCACGACCAUACCACCUCAUUCCUGACAAUCUCGCUCCCCCGCGACAUCAUAGCUUCGGCUCUGGAGAGCGUCCGCUGGGCCAGCUGCGAGACGGCGUCAUCAUGUCGAACACGCAAGCAUCGGGCUCAGGCUGCAGCUCUGCCUCUCGCAACAGAUACGGUGGCGGCGUGACCACAUUCAUACCGGCCAGUGCACUACAUGAGGACGAGAGGGGCGGCACUUCGAACGAGCAAGCAAAGGCAGGUACGGAGGGAGAAGAUGGUGCGCGCGCCUCGAUAGCUGGACGACGAGGAGGAGGCACAGACGAAGUGGAUGUGGCUGGAUCGUUUGCUGGACGAGCUGCUAGCAUUGUGGAUCACAGGUUGCAGACUUGGCUCACACCGCACGCAGCCCGAGGAUGGAAGAGGGCGUUUGGGAACUUGCUGGGAAGCUGGGAUGGGCUGGAAGCCGUCAUGCAUCUUGGCGAGGCAGCUCUUUUGCUCGUUUAUUCUCUCUUAUCGUCUCCAAAGAGGAAGCUCAGCGCUGUCUCGCCAUUGUUACUCUUCAUGAUCUUUCGAUCCUCGACUCGUCGCCAAGCCCUUCAACGUUUACUAGCCACGUCCGAAUUCCUCAGCGGCGCUCAAACACUUCUGACUCUAAGCCGUUUCACAUAUGCCGCCUUUCGAACCAUGGUGGACUUUACAAAGUUCCAAUUCCCUUUGUUCCAUGGGCGAAGAAGGGAUAGAACAGGGGUCAUCAUCAACAGCACGGAGAAGUGGACGGAUUUGAGAAAGGAUGAUCAAUUGAACCAUCCUGAUGAGGCUCACGCAACCGGUCGCAAUGCCCAGUUGGCAAAGUUGUACUACAAUCUGUAUCAGAGCUUUCAUCUGCUGGCACAACACUCGGCUGAGCUCAUGAUCAUCACCGGUGAGACUUUGGAGCUGGCUUCGUACUUGGGUCAUAUGCACAAAGGCUUCAUGGUGGGAGAGAAAAACAGCCUGAGGUAUCGGAUCGUGUCAGGCUUUGGACUCAGAAGCAGGACCAAGACGGAGAGGAUUGGACUGAUCCUUGGAUUCUCUGGACGAGUGUUGCUGCUGUUGGAAAUGCACUUCCGACUUCGCCAUAUCAGAAAUUCGCUUCUGCGUCGUGCAAACGCUCGAUUGAUAGCAGCUACCGAUCUGCUCAAUAGCACUGGGGACGCACGAGACUCUGCAAGGUUGCUAGGAGGUCGCAGGAUGGAAGUGCACGAGGCAAUGGCUGCUCGAGAGAGGGGUGCGGCACAUCGUCGACCAGUUGAACCUCAGCAUGACGUGCAUGGCACUGAAGAUUGCGCCUCGGAGAGCAGCGGAUCCUCAACGGCUCAACCCGAGGAUACUGCAGAUAGGCAGACCACCUUUCAUUCCAAGGAUUUGGCACUUUUGUCAAAGACGAAAUCUGCUGAACAGCUCCUUCGCAAAGAAGAGAUCAAUAUACGAGACUUUAAGCGAGAAAUUUCGGCUCUCAAGAUGGAAAAGUGGGCUUUAAGGGCCGAAGCGCUGUCGGGCUACCUACAAAUUUGGCUGCCUGACCGAGACAAUACCAGGACAGAAGCAGUCUGCGAACUCUUUGCUGCGUUGUUGGAGGCCAAUAAAGUGGCCAAGGAUCUCUAAAGUCUUGGCUGGCCCUUGUCUUUCACGCCUUACCCCAAAAGUCUCUGCCUCUGCCUUCCAAACCUCACUCGCACGCCUGCUGCCUUACUUUGUGUCACCGUCUUUCUCUAAUUUCACAGCUCAAGAGUCAGAGUCACUCGAUCCUCACCCACUUCAAUUGCAUUACUAUCGCAGCG